AUGUUGACGCCAGAGGGCACUGAAAUGGGUGCACGCAUCUGGCAUCCGGUCAGUACGAGCAGUGCCACGGCGACAACAGCGAUAACAGCAGUCAGUCCGAUCUCAACUAGUCAGCAGAGCAUUAUCCUCAGCGACACGGCAACAACACAGUCUACCACAGUCACGGGCUCGGUUUCGAGCAUACGUUCAUCGCCCAGUGCCGUGGCAUUGGACCAACACUCAUCCUCAUCCUCGGGCCUGUCGGAAGGUGCCAAAGUCGGCAUCAUUGUUGUAACAUGCUCAGCGGCGAUUUUGCUGGUGCUGUUCGGCUUGGUUGAAUUGUUCUUGAGAAGACGGCGGGAUUUGAGGUAUAUGAGGCGGAAGGAGCAGGGCGAUAAAGUGGGAGAGGAAGAUGAUGGUCUGGGGGGAUGGCGAUGUCUAGGGUGA
Messenger RNA from Exophiala xenobiotica, 426 nucleotides. RefSeq lists its product as uncharacterized. Lineage: Eukaryota; Fungi; Ascomycota; Eurotiomycetes; Chaetothyriales; Herpotrichiellaceae. The transcript has a single exon. The record is from RefSeq and is a predicted model, not a curated record. Bases 1 to 426 code for a protein of 141 amino acids.